This is a messenger RNA of Amphiprion ocellaris (clown anemonefish), 825 nucleotides long. RefSeq names its product C2 calcium-dependent domain-containing protein 4C-like. The record is from RefSeq and is a predicted model, not a curated record. NCBI's taxonomy places the organism in Eukaryota, Metazoa, Chordata, Actinopteri, Pomacentridae. The coding region runs from base 188 to 736 and encodes 182 amino acids. The transcript has 2 exons.
CCCCUCCAUCAACUGUCAGUUUGAAAUGAAUUGAAGCUAUUGAUUUGCUCUUUUUCAAUCAGCAACUUUAUUGAUCUGCUGCUUUAAAUCAUAAACUUUAUUGAUCUGCAGAGGAGUUCCAGGUAGACGUGCUGUUUCACCUGUUCAGCUGGAUGUAUCUUUGUGUCUGUGUGUCUCUGCAGACAUUAUGUCGUCCGUUAAACCCAGAUCGUCUCUGCGAUCUUUGGUUCUGACUCCGGACCGGAUCCCGAGCUUCUUCAUCCUCUCCAGCUUGUCUCCGCAGCCUCAGCGGGCCGAACCAGACCGAAUCAGGCUGCUGUCCGACCAUGAUGAGGCCCCGCCCACCCCCGCCUCCUCCCACCGGCACCUGCUCCGUCCUCGCCACGGCCACAGCCCCGCCGAGUCAGCAGACACGGACCUGACAACCCGGGCGGCCAUGUCUCUGUCACAUGUCCCGAAGGUGACGACUCCUUACGGCUUCAGCGCCGCGCUGGCUGCGAGCCCGUGCACGAACCGGAGGGAGUCACUGUUUCACCGGAACAGACCGGUGAUGGUGACGGUGACCGAGCCGCAGGAGGCGGCGGACCCGUCUCCCUCUGGUUCUAGUCCCAGCGGGACCCGGUCCUGCUUCCAGCCUGUUAAAGCUCUGGGUUUGCAGGUGAUAAAGGAGCUGAGGAGACCUGCUGCUGCUCUGAAGGCUCUGAGUCCUGCAGCCCGAAGGACCGCCCACCGAUGACAUCAGCAGACACACCUGGCAGGUGGAACAGGUUCAGCAGCUGCUGUUUUAAAAUCACAUUAACAUAAAAUAAAGUGUUUUAAUACAAA